AUGCCAAAAACACGUAGCCUCCUUCGUCAGGAGAUUACUUACUCGUUCGCAAAAAAAGAAGAGGUCAAUGUCCUCCACCGCCUCCAGUAUGUCGACCUGCGGGAGAGAUACUUCACGCUGAUCAAUGCGAGACAUGGUUGGAUGAAGGCCAUUGUUGCACACCACCUGAACCUGGGCUCCUCUGAAAUCUGCCGUAUUGCUGACACGGCUGAAUGGUAUUGUGGUAGUUUCAAUGUCUGUGUGCCCAUCACCAUUGAGAAUUGGAAUUGGAGGCGGAAACAGCCGGGAAAGCGCGUUAUUUUGCGAUUUCCCUUGCCAUACCGUGUUGGAGAGAGCUUCAGGCCUGGCAACGGUGACGAAAAGGUUCGCUGCGAAGCCGGCACAUAUGCAUGGCUGCAAGAGAAUUGCCCCAGUGUGCCUAUUCCUCGAUUGUAUGGUUUUGCCAUGUCGACGGGCGAAACUUUCACUAAUCUUGAAUAUCGACCCUUCCUUGUACGGUGUUUUCAUUCCUUCCGGUUUCAAUUGCUAUCAUGGCUCCGGCUCCCAGUUCCCUCUCAAUAUAUUCGUCAUCAGGGCACUGGCUUAAUCGCUGAUGACAGUCAACGGAUAGCUGCCUAUCUCCUUGUCGAGCAUAUCGAAGCGGAUCGAGGAACAAUGCUCUCUUGUUCAUGGUCCGAAAACCGGCAUAACAUUGAUCUACGCAGCAACCUCUUCCGCAGCUUUUCUAGAAUUAUCUUGAGUAUUGCGCGGCUUCCGCAACCGCGAAUUGGAUCGUUCAUCAUCAACAAUAGUGGCUUCUUGCAACUCACAAAUCGACCACUCUCAAUCGAACUUCAAGAUUUGGAGAAUGAGGAGAUUCCAACGCAUAUCUCCCGAAAUACUACUUAUGCCACUGUCAAUGAGUACGUUACGGAUAUACUGGGAAUCCAUGGCAGUCGCAUCCGGCAUCAGCCAGGUGCCAUACACAAUAUUGGGGACUAUUGCUACCAAGUGGCAGCACUAGCAACAAUGCGGACAGUCCUGCCCGCAUUUUUUGAUAGGCAAUUCUCGAGGGGGCCAUUUGUCUUCACAUUUACGGAUUUCAACCAGAGUAAUAUUUUUGUGGAUGAAAACUGGAAUAUCACUUGUCUCGUGGACCUUGAAUGGGCGUGUACUAAACCAAUUGAAAUGGUUGAAACUCCUAUUUGGCUCACAAACAAGGCUAUGGAUGAGAUUGCCGAAGAUUCAGAUGAAUUCGCUGAGAUCUGGAUGGAAUUUGUGGAUUUUCUAGCCAGUGAAGAAGACAAAAACUGUAUGAAAAGUACCAAUAUUGAAACCAGAGUGAAACUGUCUUCACUUCUGAAACAAGGCUUUGAAAUCGGAAGAUUCUGGUAUCAUUUUGCAGUCACCAGCCCAACUGGUCUCUUCACAAUCUUUUAUAAGCAGAUCAAGCCAAGAUUUAAGAAAAACGAGCAGGAUGAGGAGUCUUUCUUUGCGGUUGAACCAUGGUAUUGGUCGCUAGAUUUCGUAUCGACAGUCACUAAGAAGCUGGAGGACAAAAAACAAUAUGACCUCCUCUUGCAACAUGCUUUUGACGAACAUGGUGAUGACACGAUUGAGAACUAA
Uncinocarpus reesii 1704 is the source of this 1605-nucleotide messenger RNA. RefSeq lists its product as uncharacterized. The coding region runs from base 1 to 1605 and encodes 534 amino acids. The record is from RefSeq and is a predicted model, not a curated record. NCBI's taxonomy places the organism in Eukaryota, Fungi, Ascomycota, Eurotiomycetes, Onygenales, Onygenaceae. The transcript has 2 exons.